Lodderomyces theae is the source of this 384-nucleotide messenger RNA. RefSeq lists its product as uncharacterized. Lineage: Eukaryota; Fungi; Ascomycota; Pichiomycetes; Serinales; Debaryomycetaceae. Bases 1 to 384 code for a protein of 127 amino acids. The transcript has a single exon. The record is from RefSeq and is a predicted model, not a curated record.
AUGUCUGAAUCGGAAACACAUCACAUAGUUCCUAGCAACAAAACUUUUCAGGAUCUAUCUACUGCAACAUUGAGGUCUUUGAACAUAAAGGAGAUCAAACAGGUCCAAACGGUACCAUCCAUGCUUAACUAUUCACACAAAGUGACCAUUAAGGGGUUUAUGCCAGAAGAUACAGACAAAAGUGGCUCACUUGAGAAGAUGAUUGAAGAAGGAGACACUCAUAAGGAUGAGCCAAGAAAGAUAGAGACAAAGAAGGCUAAAGAGGAAGAAGGGGAGUCACAGAAAGUAGGAACUGGUGAUGAUGAUACAGACAGUGACUUGAACAGGAAUAUUGGAGCGAGACUAGUAAGAAAGAAGAAAAGAAUUCCCGUUAUUGAGGAUUAG